Molecule: messenger RNA, 2778 nt
Organism: Cyclopterus lumpus (lumpfish)
Lineage: Eukaryota; Metazoa; Chordata; Actinopteri; Perciformes; Cyclopteridae
Gene: mex3a
Product: mex-3 RNA binding family member A
Exons: 3
Coding region: 525-2087 (520 amino acids)
Molecular function (GO): RNA binding
Source: RefSeq, a predicted model, not a curated record
GCACGAGCUGCUCGCGUCUCUCAAUGAUAAAGUUGACAUCAUCUCUCCAGCCGGAUGACCACGUGCUCACUCGUACUUGAACCUUUUUCGGUCUGCACCGGAGCUCUCGUCUCCGUGAAGGAGUCUGCGGUAACGGGAGGGAACGGGAGGUACAGCUCUCCCCUUUCUAUAGCAGCUCGACUCGGGAUGCCACGGGCUCGGGAACCGGAGACGGAAUGGUACAACGGGAGGGCGGCUCGUUUUGUCUCGGCGAGGAGCGGAGCCGUGUAAACCAGACUGGGUGGAGCAACGCACCGCCCGCCCCAUCCAUCGCGCAGACGGCCUUGUGUCCCGUUCGCCCGGAGCUCGGAGAGAGACUACUGUACUGAGCGGUCUGGCGGAGAGAGAGCGAGGGGGCCGGGCCAUGGGAGGGGCUAGCGCAGAGGGGGGAAUCGGGAGGAGGAGGGGGCGAGGAGGAGGCGGCACGGGUGCUGUUUCUCCAGUCUCUUUCCCCUGUCUUUGUCUCACACACUCUUUUGUUAGCCAUGCCUAGCCUGCUGGUUCUAGCAGGGAUCAUGGAGAAAAAUGGGGGCUUUGCCGGGGAUCUGGCCGGCUCCGGCUUCGGAGGCGACGGUCUCCUCGUGCCGCCCGACGAAGAGGAAGACGACUCCCGUGCCCUCAGGGUCGCGCUGGGCCAGUUGUCUCUGCUGGGGCUCGGGGAAGGCGAGGACGGCGGCGGAGCCCCAACAACGGGAGUGCAGGACCGGAGUAACAAUAACAACAACCACCACAACCACACGAACAACGGGGGCGGCGGCGGGGACGCGGCCAUCCUGCAAGGGAAGAGCAAGUUGUGCGCCCUGUACGAGAGCUCCUCGGGCGAGACGAAGGGACGAGGCUGCAACAUCACGGAGUGCGUCCCGGUGCCCAGCUCCGAACAUGUGGCCGAGAUAGUGGGCAGACAAGGUUGCAAGAUCAAAGCCCUGCGGGCCAAGACCAACACCUACAUCAAGACCCCGGUCAGAGGAGAGGAGCCCGUGUUCCUAAUCACCGGCCGGAAGGAGGACGUUGCACUGGCCCGCCGGGAAAUCAUCUCCGCCGCGGAGCACUUCUCCAUGCUGCGGGCGUCCCGCAACAAGCUGGGAGUGUCCUUUAGCGGCUCCCCGCCCACACCGCUGCCGGGUCAGACCACCAUUCAGGUGAGAGUGCCAUACCGUGUCGUGGGGCUGGUCGUGGGGCCGAAAGGCUCCACCAUCAAACGCAUCCAGCAGCAGACCUGCACUUACAUCGUCACCCCCAGUCGAGACCGCGACCCCGUCUUUGAGAUCACGGGGUCGCCGAGCAACGCCGAGAGGGCCCGCGAGGAGAUCGAAGCGCACAUCGCCUUCCGAACGGGAGGCCUGCACGACCACAACAACGAGAACGACUGUCUGGGGCCGAACGGGGGCAGCAGCCCGGUGGGCAGCGGCGGCGGUCUGGAGAGCCGGCUACAGCAGGUGUGGGGGCUGCAGGGGGGCCAGCGCAAGCCUCUCACCAGCAGCUACCGCCAGAACUUCUCAGACGCCAUGGUGGGAGGGGGAGGCGAGGGAGUGGGGAUCUACAGCAAGAGCAACUUCUCCAGCUCCGGGGAGAAGCCGUGCUCUUAUUUCGGAUCGGAGGGCACCCAGAGCUGGGGCGACCCAGACUACCCCAAACAGGUGGCCUUCUACGCCCAGCAGCGGUCCAAGAGCUUCGGAGGCCUCCCGCUCCCGCUGACCAGACUCUCCCCCGGCCUGUCCGAGUCCUGCGGAGGCGGGAGCAACAACAACUCGUCAGUCACCAGCAUCGUGUCCGUGUCCGGCUCCCCUCACGCCCAGGCCCGCCGCGCCCACAGUGAGCCCACCUCAGCCGGAGAGGGUUUCCCGGGCCGCCUGCCAGUGCCGGACUCGCCACCGAUCACUGUGCGGGACUGCAUGACCUGCUUUGAGAGCAAAGUGACGGCUGCCUUGGUGCCCUGUGGCCACAACCUCUUCUGCAUGGAGUGCGCCAUCCGAAUCUGUGAGCUCAACCACCCCGAGUGCCCAGUGUGCCACACCCAGGUCACUCAGGCCAUCCGAAUAUUCUCUUAAAAACAACAUCAGUUUUUAUCAUUAGUUCUGUCAGUGUUUGUUCAAUAAUUAUUUACUGUUAUUAUGAUUAUUAUUAUAAUACACAUUUUUGUUUUCCAGAAAAUUUACAAACAAUCAAGCAGAUAUUUUAGAAGGCACUGCUUGCUUUACUAAAAAGUAUAAGAAAUAUUUUUAAGUUUUUCUUUUAUAUAUAUAUAUGCAUAUAUAUUUUAUAAAAGUUUUGUUUAUAAGAGAAGUAUAGUACCUUGCAUUUUCAGUUUUUUGACUGCUGCUGUUUUUCAUUCAUGAAUCGCAGUGUAGGCAGAGGUAGACAGUAAUGUGAACAUUUUAUUAUUCAAAUUUUUUAUUUUACCAUGAAGUGGGUUUAUAUGGAAGGAAGAAGAUGAUUGUUGAGAUACCCAAUCUGCACCUGACUGACCCAGAAAGUCAAUGUUGUUAUUAGAAGGAGAGGUAAAAAAAACACAGACUUGUCAUUGCACCUUACAAUCAUCUUGGUCUAAAAUAGGAUUUUUAAUCAUACCUUAAAAUUUCGGGAGCUGAUGUGAAGGUGAAUUCAGCCUUUUUCAGUUUUACUGUGAUGGUGGUUUGAUUUAAUUGGUCCAAAACAGAUAUUAAUUUUAGCAAAAUGAAAAUGUGAAUAGAUUGGUUCGAGUCAAAGCCAUGUACUCUUUACAAGAACCCCCCCCCCCCC